Molecule: messenger RNA, 945 nt
Organism: Sus scrofa (pig)
Lineage: Eukaryota; Metazoa; Chordata; Mammalia; Artiodactyla; Suidae
Product: olfactory receptor 7A10-like
Biological process (GO): G protein-coupled receptor signaling pathway
Cellular component (GO): membrane
Molecular function (GO): olfactory receptor activity; G protein-coupled receptor activity
Source: RefSeq, a predicted model, not a curated record
AGCUCCAUGGAUGCAGGAAACCAAACAUGUGUCUUGGAAUUCCUCCUCCUGGGCCUCUCAGAGGAUCCAGAACUGCAGCCCCUCCUCUUUGGGCUGUUCUUGUCCAUGUACCUGGUAUCCGUGCUUGGGAACCUGCUCAUCAUCAUGGCUGUUGGCUCUGACCCCCACAUCCACACCCCAAUGUACUUCUUCCUCUCCCACCUCUCCUUUUCUGAUAUUUGUUUCAAUUCCACCAUUGUCCCCAAAAUGCUGGUGAACAUCCAGACAGCAAACAAAGCCAUCACCUAUGGAGGCUGCAUCACCCAGAUGUAUUUUUACUUGGUCUUUUUGUACCUGGACCACUUCCUUCUGACUGUGAUGGCUUAUGACCGCUUCGUGGCCAUCUGUCACCCCCUGCACUACAUGAUCAUGAUGAACCCGCACCUUUGUUGCCUGCUGGCUCUAGUCUCUUUGUCCCUCAGUGUCCUAAUUGCCCUCCUCUACAGUCUGAUGGUGCUGCAUCUCUCAUUCUGCACACACACAGAAAUUCCCCACUUCUUCUGUGAGUUGACUGAGGUGCUCCAGUCCUCCUGUUCUGAUGCUCUCAGCAAUUACAUUGUGCUCUUUUCUGUGACUGGCCUGCUGGGUAUUCCUCCACUGACUGGGGUCCUUUAUUCUUACUCUAGGAUUAUUUCCUCCAUAUUGAAAAUGUCCUCAGUGGAGGGGAGGUACAAAGCGUUUUCCACUUGUGGGUCUCACCUAACAGUCAUUUCCUUAUUGUAUGGCUCGGGGAUAGGUGUGUACCUCGGUUCUGCCUUCUCUCCCUCCUCCUCAAAGGGGGCAGUGGCCUCAGUGAUGUACACCGUGGUCAUCCCCAUGCUGAACCCCUUCAUCUACAGCCUGAGGAACAGGGACAUGCAGGGGGCAUUGAGGAAAUUUGUCAGCAGGUCUUUCUUCCCCUCAUGA